GCUUGAUUUACCAUACACCCCCCUGAGCCUCAGUCUCAAGGUUCUUCCUACAACAUCCUUCCUUCCUUCCUUCCACAAAUUUUUUCUUCUCACUUCACUGAUCCCUUUUCAUUCUUUCAUUGCAACUCCUACACGUCUACAUCUGCGUCUGCGACAUUUACCAAUUACCCUCUCUAAAAGUUCGAUCCACAAUCAUGGCCUGGGGAAGAUCAACACCGAAGCCUCCCCCACCAGCCCAAUCAGCUUUUGUGUAAAUAUCCACAACGUGUUUUUGCGGAGAAAUUUGCUAACAAUCGCGCCAGCAAAUCGCUCCCUCUUAUCUUCUUCCUGAUCUUUUUGGCCAUAUGCGCCUUCAUCGGCUAUCAAAUCUAUCUUUCCGUCCAAAAUAUCUCCCAUGCCGCCUCGGACAAGAUGCAAUCUAAGAAUGUCGUAUUUACAAAGGACGGAGUGAAGGUCGGUGUCAAGGAAGUGAAGAACGAGAACUACGUAGACAACACACAGAGCUUUAUGGUGAAGGCGUGGAAUUUGAGCACAUUAUCUGGGUCAAAGGAUCGCAUACAGGAUAAAAGGACCGAAUCCAGGAUGCCGUAAGUAAUUUGAUUCUAUUCAUUCUUUAGAUCAGACCCUCCGCCUUCCCCCUCAUGCGCAUUGCAAAGCGCAAUCGAUUUGGGGCACUGGAAGCUGCGCAUGCGAUC
Hymenoscyphus albidus is the source of this 695-nucleotide messenger RNA. The record is from the annotation of a GenBank genome assembly. NCBI's taxonomy places the organism in Eukaryota, Fungi, Ascomycota, Leotiomycetes, Helotiales, Helotiaceae.